AACUCCAAAAUCUUUUCAUCCAUACAGCUCUUUUCUUCUUCUUUUAUUAUCAUCUUCUUGCGUUCCUCUCCAUGCUCGUGAUAAAUCGAUACAAAGUGCAAAGCUCUCUGGACGUACACACGAUAUUGUUUGGAAUAACUUUGUUCGCCCGCGGAUCCGUCCAAUAAAGAUUUUCACCAAAGUGGAGAGUUUCAACAAGCUCGAGUGCGACGGUGUUUGGCCAUUGAAGUGUAUGACAGCAGUCGUAAGACUAAGAGAUCCAUAUAUCUGACAAAACACAACGAAUAUAUCAUUGAGUUUUAGUAAUUCGAUCAUUGAAUUAUAUUUUGUUCUUAAAACGUUCUUCAGAAGACAAACGGUAGCAUAAUCAUCGAACUGCGGUCAAGUUUGGGGUGAAUAUUAUAUCGCCUAGUUCAAUGACAGCUCUAUCAUGUGAUUCGACGACUUUGAAAUCGGUCCAAGGUGACGUCACAAAGGAACUGGAUAGACGAUGAGAGACUAAUAUCGGGGAUUCUCUUUGCACGUGUCUGAAACUGAAAAGGGGGACAGAAUGAACGAAGAGAAGUCUAAACCAGUCAGCGCCCCUGCGCGGGUAACAAGUCGUGACGAUGUCUGGAGGGACAUCCGCAGCUGGGCUAAACCCAGUCGACGAACUGACGACGACGACGAUGAAGAAGGCGGUGAACAGGGCCGCAUCAUUGGUUCCCAGGUCAAAGACAAUAUCACAGAGCAACGGCUCCUCGAAAACAGACUCCUUGAUUUAUCGAAAGAGAGGUAUAAGUUUAUUGUUCAUGUCGCAUGGCAGAGGAAAGCGUUCAUGGACAAGCAGAAAUGUAAGACGAGUGUGAUGAAGGACCUGCUACGAAAUGUCGAGACCGUGGAUACGAGUGCACCGGCAGUACAAAAGGGAAAGAAUCAGCGGAGCCGGUUGAACGAGAAACUCGAAACUUACCGCGAUCUGGUGCGUAAGACAUACAGUGAGCAACGCAAGAAGGAACUGCAGACGUGCCAAACGGAUCCGGAAGAAAUCAGGCCGAUCAUACCGGGAACGUACGACGAUCCGUUGUACAAAACCGAACCGACAUUCAGCGCGCGGAACAAGAAGCGAAGCGCGUUCGAAUCGGGUAGACGACGAGGACCACAGAAUCCGACGAUGUUUCCCGCGAUUCAACCGCCUGAAAAGACCCGACAGCAGAGCGUACCGCCGAACCACAUGCGACGGGGUAUAAGUCGCGGGAGCAGCACCAACCGCUUACCGGACACAGCCGGGAUGAGACCGGGUGUAGCAACCGCCCCAGGACACAACGGUACAAUGACGUCAUCAGCAGAACGCAUACCUCGCUAUUUAAAAUACCGCUCGGUUUACGACGGAAGGUUUAAAGGACUUGAGAGGUCCCUGUCGGCGAGUUACGACGGCAAGUCAGGACAGAGCAUUGAGAACAUUUUGAAUGGGCUCCCGCGGAGCAUGUCUGUUGCUCUAUAGCUUACACCAGCUUCAUGAAAUAUAUUGGCUGCCUCAUAGCUGAGUUGAACCUCUCUCAAACUUUGCCGUGAUGGAGGCAACUCGAGGUGAACUCGGGACAUCUAAUGUCAAUACGAGUAACUACGAUUAGCGCCGAGUCACAUCGAGUUAUUUACGAUUGUGUACGAGUUGUGCCGAGCUCGCUCGUGGUCCACAGCAGAGAAUGAGGCGGGCUUAAUGAUGGUCAUCAAAACUAAAAUAUGAAAUAAAUCUCUUUUUGUUGUCAUUAAUAUAUUAUAAGAGAAGAUUUACAAAAUUUAUGAAUCAUACCACAUCAUCAACUGGAUGUCACGUCAUAGUGCGAGUGCAACAUGCUUUAACCAUGCGGGGGGGGGGGGGGGGGGGUGAAAGUCUACUACUAACAUGAUGGCAAGUACUUUGAAAAAUAAAUCGAAGAAAAUUUUAUUUAUUCUUUCCAUAACAUAUUGAAAUGAAUGCUAUGAGAUGUACUGUGAGGUAUUGUAAUUGCCCUUGAGUUGAUUAACUGAAAGUUUUUGCAAUCUUGUUUUCUAAUUUUACGUGUGUCGGAGAUAAAAGCCAUCUCAUUCGUAAUUAAACACUCUGUCUGCUGUAUAGGGACAGAUGAUGAAAUGCUGCAGAUUAGUGUUACACGCCUGUACCCUGACUUCCAAAGAAGACGAUUUAAUCAUUAUUGAUACUCCAAAUAUCGAACAUUUAGGUGGCAAAUGAAACUGUUUUUUGUUUCUCAUAUAAACAGUGAAAAGGGGGCCAUGAGUGAGACGGGACAGAGAGGGUAGAAACACGUUGUGUGCGUGAAAGAGAGAGAAUAAAAGAGAGUAGAGAGAGAGAGAGAGAGAGAGAUUUUGGGAGGAGGGGGGGGGGGGGGCGGAGGCAGAAGGAAUAUUUUCAGAGAAUCUAAUAUAUAUUAGAGGUUGGGUCGUAAUAGACCAGUUUGGUAAUGUAAUCAAAUUCAAUGUAUAAUUCCAGUUUGGUGAGUGCCAAGUUACUAAUUAUUCCAUUUACCUGUUACGAAUAAUUGUAUUCCAAAAGUCAGAACGCGAAUUGAUGCUACAUAGGACCAACAUAAUGGCUUAUCCUACCUAACAAAACGUCAUAAUACACGCCAGUCCCAUUCCGACUAUUGAAAUACAAUUAUUCGUAAGAGGUGAAUAAGAUAAUUUUGUAACAUGGCACUUAACAACGAUUGAAUGCAUUCAUUUUAAAUCCAUUACGAAAAUGGUCUAUUGCCAUUCACGAUUAUCGACUUUGUUUGGGACAUCCAUCACUCGUAUUUUGAUCAGUGAAUUUAAUUAAUUGUUCUGGGGUGUAGUGAAGGUAUAUUUACGUUUGAGGGUUGUAGGGUGUUUUUUUUUUCUUGGACCAAUAUUAUGUACGCUUACUCAAUACUUAUGCUUUUAAUGUCUGUAAGUUCUAUAACAGGGAUACUCACUUAGGACUUCAAUUAUUGGUCUUUAUAUACUUCAGUUGUACUGUGUAUGCUUUCUACAUCGUUUCCCCCAAAAUAUUUCAGUAUACUUCAAAGCAUUCGACAUUUAGAUAUCAAUAAAGCUUUGAAAAACCACUGCAAACGCCCAGACAUUGAUGUGUUAAAUUUAUGCUUAAAAAUGUUAUUCACUGUCAAGUUUGUAAUAUUUAAUGAUGAUGAAUAUUGAAAAA
Messenger RNA from Strongylocentrotus purpuratus (purple sea urchin), 3160 nucleotides. RefSeq lists its product as uncharacterized. Bases 551 to 1483 code for a protein of 310 amino acids. The transcript is spliced from 2 exons. The record is from RefSeq and is a predicted model, not a curated record. NCBI's taxonomy places the organism in Eukaryota, Metazoa, Echinodermata, Echinoidea, Camarodonta, Strongylocentrotidae.